This is a messenger RNA of Vitis riparia (riverbank grape), 1176 nucleotides long. Its product is annotated as probable xyloglucan endotransglucosylase/hydrolase protein 23. The record is from RefSeq and is a predicted model, not a curated record. The transcript has 3 exons. NCBI's taxonomy places the organism in Eukaryota, Viridiplantae, Streptophyta, Magnoliopsida, Vitales, Vitaceae. Gene Ontology annotation, biological process: xyloglucan metabolic process; cell wall biogenesis. Gene Ontology annotation, cellular component: cell wall; apoplast. Gene Ontology annotation, molecular function: xyloglucan:xyloglucosyl transferase activity; hydrolase activity, hydrolyzing O-glycosyl compounds. Bases 94 to 987 code for a protein of 297 amino acids.
AUAAAUUGGAGCUGGGAGAGAUCAAUUUCAAGUCACUAACAUCAAACAUCUUCUCUUCAGACACCUUUUACCAACCAUACAGUAUAUCCCUCAAUGGCACCCAUCUAUUCUUCUUCUCCAGCUGUUUCGACAGCCAUGGUCAUCUCUGUAGUGGUGAGCUUCCUAAUGGCUGCCUCAGCAGGUAACUUCAACCAAGACUUUGAUAUCACUUGGGGAGACGGGCGUGCUAAGAUACUCAACAGUGGAGAGCUUCUCACUCUUUCCCUUGACAAGACCUCUGGAUCUGGUUUCCAGUCCAAGAAUGAGUAUCUGUUUGGGAAGAUCGAUAUGCAGCUCAAACUUGUUCCUGGAAACUCUGCUGGAACUGUCACUGCCUACUAUUUAUCUUCACAAGGGCCAACCCAUGAUGAAAUCGACUUUGAAUUCCUGGGCAAUCUCAGUGGCGAUCCAUACAUUCUUCACACUAAUGUGUUCGGCCAAGGCAAGGGAAACAGAGAGCAGCAGUUCUACCUUUGGUUUGACCCGACUGCUGAUUUCCAUACCUAUUCCAUCCUUUGGAAUCCCCAGCGGAUUAUCUUCUCGGUGGAUGGCACCCCCAUCAGGGAGUUCAAGAACUCUGAGUCAAUUGGUGUUCCAUACCCAAAGAAUCAGCCCAUGAGGAUAUACUCUAGUCUCUGGAAUGCUGAUGACUGGGCAACAAGAGGUGGGCUUGUGAAGACAGACUGGACCCAAGCUCCCUUCACUGCUUCCUAUAGGAACUUCAAUGCAGAUGCCUGCAUCUGGUCUUCUGGAGCAUCUUCUUGCAGUUCAAAUACCCCCACUUCUACCUCCACCAGUACUGACUGGUACUCACAAGAGCUAGAUUCCACAAGCCAAGAGAGAAUGAAAUGGGUGCAGAAGAAUUACAUGAUCUACAAUUACUGCACAGACACAGAGCGAUUCCCACAAGGCCUUCCUCCUGAAUGCACUGCCGCCACCACAUCCUAGAAGGAAACACGACCUUGAGGCCAUUCACUUUAUUGUUUGCUUCUGUAAUCUCAAAAUUCUAUUCUUUCAUUCUUUAUCAUUUUAGUUACCAAGUGAAUAACAGAGACCACAUUGUUUACAGUGUAAUGUAUUCAUAAAAUAGAAUUUUGCUUUCUCUAUGAAUGGCAUGUAACAUUAUCUCAACCUCAA